Molecule: messenger RNA, 1581 nt
Organism: Annulohypoxylon truncatum
Lineage: Eukaryota; Fungi; Ascomycota; Sordariomycetes; Xylariales; Hypoxylaceae
Exons: 1
Coding region: 81-836 (251 amino acids)
Source: RefSeq, a predicted model, not a curated record
GUGGCUAUUUCCCUUUACACGAGGACCAAGCCCGAGUCUAUUGUCCUCACCCAUUUCAGCUUGAUGCUUCCAAAGCUCGCAUGAAAUCUAUAGAACGUGCCGGCCACUCAGGCUCUCUUGAUACCAGAACAUCCAUUAGUACUGCGGUAGCGAUGGGAGCCAACCCUUCCACAACCCUCCCCGUAACUAUGGCCGAACGAUCCACGCGACUUGCGCAGCAUAAUGCUUCAGGCCGGCCGCAACCUAGUAUCGACUCCGGGUCCAAUACUCCCGUUGCUAGUUACAAUCCCACCGGAGCGCAGGAUAACCCUCUACCGAUGGGUAAAUAUUAUCCUUCUAAUUACGUGAAAAGGAAGGAAGAGAAAAGAAGCAGGCAACAAGGCAGGCCGCCGACGUCGAAUCUUACCCCUUCCGCUCCGACGGGGACUAAGUCGGAAACCCAGGUGCCCACUGCCAGAGACGCUUCUACGAUGGGACAUUCGCGCAAUGAGUCCGACGCAAAACGCAGACUACAGCAGUACCAACGCGACAUGAUUGCUCAAGCGACAAUAGCUCUUAAUGGUGGUAAUGUCAAUGCGGCAACGAUGAGUUCUUUAAGGUCAAUCGGAUUUACUAGUAUGUCUAAGCCAAGUAAACCGAGACUGGCGCCCUUGGGAUCUCCGGGGCCUGUGACACCUAUGGAAUUAGAAGGCUCGGAAGACGGUUAUCUGGGAGCGCGAGGCCCGGCGGACCUUCAAGUCGAAGAGAUAACUCGUGCUAUCAGGGCCGAGGAGGAACGUAAACGACGGGAGGGCGCGACACCACCAGCCGUUGAACUGGGCCCUAGCACAUUCUGAGUGUAUCAUCUUUGCUUAGAAUCGACUCCGUGUGCCAUACCAUUACUUCGAUCAUAUUCACCGUCGCUACAUGUUCUAUCACGGACAUUUGGCUACUCCUCGGGGAACACUCAACCCUGACGACCUUUUCCGAUCGCCUGAAUCCUAGCAGUGCUACGAGAACGGGGUGAGACUUCCCGUCUUGUGUAUUGACGACGCCGUUCUUUUCCUAUUCAAAUAGCUUUAUUACGCACUCCGGACCUAUUUAUUGCAUUUCUGUUCGGUUGGCCGUCACCUGGCCACUGACUGGUACACGUAUCGGGCCUCCGAGUCACCUUAUCUCCUUUGUCUUCGUUAUGAUACCCUAAAGACUGGACGAUACGAUCACAUUUGCAUGCAUGGAUUCAGCAGGCGCAGGGAAAGGGCAAAUAGGUUGGAAAUUGUACGGUAGUCUGACUUCGACAUAUUACUUAUUUGAAUUUGGGCUCCUGAUAUAGACUUUUAUUCUUGCUUUACUCGCUAAGGGGCAGCUCCCGAGUAGGCAUUCGUUAACAUUUACUAUUGGAGGCGGGGGACAAGAGCCAUGGGGAUUAGGAGAAUCGGGAAGACGGGAAACAGACGGCAUGGCGAGAAUAGGAGGACUUACACUUGCUCCUAGCAUAUCAAUCUGGUGCGGUUGAAUGUGAUUACCUCACCUUAGCAGAAUGGAUGCAAACCCCCCUUUCUUUUUGAGACAUGAGUAAAAUCAGAUUCCGUAUCAACUAGC